AUGGCUACUAAAACAACUACAACAACAGCAGCAUCAGGAAAAAAACCAGCUUUAUCAGCUGAUGAACAACAAAAAAUUGUGUCAGGUUUUCAAGCAUUACGUGAUGAACAAACACAAUUAGUACAAAAGACUCAAGAUUUAGAAAUGGACUUAAAAGAACAUGAUCUUGUACUUUCGACUUUAUCAACAAUAACAGAUAAACAACGUCGAUGUUAUCGAAUGAUUGGUGGUGUUCUUAUUGAACAUACUGUUGGAGAAGUUGUUCCAGCUCUUCAAGCUAAUCGUGAACAAAUAAAUAAUGUUAUUGAAAGUUUUAAACAAAAAACUGAAGAGAAAGGAAAAGAAUUAGCUAAUUAUAAACAAAAAUAUGAUAUACAUUUCUCUCAUGAACGACCAACACAACAACAAACAAAUAAAUCUGCUAAUAAUAAUAAUGAGUCGGGAAUAGCGAAAAAAGAACCGCAAGAUUCGGGUGUUUUAGUUGAAAAAGACACGUGA
Adineta steineri is the source of this 498-nucleotide messenger RNA. Lineage: Eukaryota; Metazoa; Rotifera; Eurotatoria; Adinetida; Adinetidae. The record is from the annotation of a GenBank genome assembly.